AUGGAGCGAGCUAAGACCACGACACCGACCGGAACUGAGAUUCUGCUAGAUGUGUAUCUGCAGUGGAUCCGACCCGCGACUCGUAGCGACCACGACCACGACCACGACCAUGAAAAAGACGCAGACCCAAGUCCCGACAAUGAAUCGACCGGCCUUUCCACAAAGGCCGGGGUCUCCCGGGACAGCAGAGAGCGUUCCGGGGGAUCCAACAGCCGCGAGCUUGGACCUCUACGUGGUGCUGUUGACUAG
Molecule: messenger RNA, 249 nt
Organism: Penicillium concentricum
Lineage: Eukaryota; Fungi; Ascomycota; Eurotiomycetes; Eurotiales; Aspergillaceae
Exons: 2
Coding region: 1-249 (82 amino acids)
Source: RefSeq, a predicted model, not a curated record